AUGUGUAAAAAAUUUAGUACAAAUUUACAGCAAUCUUAAUCCAUUAUUUUUAAGAAAGAUAUCUUGGAUAUUAGUAUAAGUAUUAGAUAUUCUAAUUAAAACAGUAAUCUCCAGAAUUCUCAUAUAAAAAGGUAAUAAAUAGAUAUUAAAUUCAUAUAUUUAUUUAUUAAGCUGAAGAACGAUUACGAGUUUAUUAAGACUCUUCACAAAGAGGAAGGGAGACUAAAGAUAUAACAAGUAAAGCUUAAAGAAAGCCAAACGCCUGAAUAUUUCAUAUCCCUUCAUUUAAUCAAUAUCAAUAUUUCUGAUUAAGAUUUGACUAAGAUGAGGAAAUUGAAAUAUCUAAACAUUAUUCAGCCUCAGAAUUACUAUGAAGAAGGAAAAGAGAGGAUUUUAAUAUUCCCAGACUGUGUAGAAUUAAAGUUAACAAAUGAAUAAUUGGCCCAAAAUUAUUAUAGAAUUUUGCUUUAGUUGGCUCUAAGUAAGUUUUGAAUCUAAAGAUAGCAUAUGCUGAAUUUGAGAAACGAUAAGUUAAUUGGCCUCUCAACGAAUUGAAAUAGCUAUACUAUGCAUAGGGAAUACUAUAUAUUUCUUUGUUAGAUUUAGAUUUUAUAAGGCCCAUUCCCAACCAAAGUCCUUUUUUAAUUUUUAAAGACUUUACUCUCAAAAACUUUUCCUAAUACAUACCAAAUUUACAACAUUAUUUUUAAUAGAAUUAGUUCAAACCAGUGAUUGAAUUUCUAUUAGAGAAGAGUGGCAACUUCCAUAGAGUUAAUUUUAUGUAUCCACCUUAUGAAAAUGUGUUAAUGUUUCUUCUAUCUCAGAACAAUCCAAUUAAACUCCAACCUAUAUAUGAAAUGGGUAACUCAGUUGUAAAGAGUUUCAAAACACCAGAAUCCCUUAAUAUAACUUAUCCUAGACUAGGAGAUUAAAUAGUUUACAAAUCAACCAGAUUCCAAUCAGAAGAGUUUAAAGAAUAAAUCUCAUAAAACAUUCAAAGAGAAAUUGAGUUAAUGGAGUAAGCUUUUGAUUCGCAAUAUGCAGUCACAUGUUUUGCCUAUAUUAGAAUUUACGAAUAUUCUUUUCUCUUAUAAAAGAAAUUCGUACAAACCUUAGCAGAGUUUUUAGUCGGUUGGCGCAAAAAUGAGCAAAAUAGAGAGGAAAGAUAGACGAUUAAAGACGUACUCCUUAUUGCAAAUAGAUUUGCAUUGGGUAUUAAUUAAAUGUUAUAAAGCCCUUAAAUCAUUAAAAUCAUUCAAUAUUCUCCACAGAGAUCUUAAGCCAGAGAAUUUGUUUUUAGAUCACCUUGAGAUUCAUAAAAGUUACAUAUAUAUUGCUGAUUUUGAUCGUUCCAAAUAAUUUCAAGGAUAAUUGGGUGAUAUUAUGACUACUUAAAAUGUUUAGAAUACUCCAAAGUAUGAUCCUCCAGAAACUACCUAAUCUUUUUAUUAUGACGUCUAUUAAUUCGGUCUCAUUAUCUUAACCAUAAUGAACAAAGGCAAGUACAUUGGAAAUGAAUUGGGAGGAUCAAGAUAUUUCUCCUAAGAGGAUCACAAUAAGUAUUAUAGCAAAGAAGCCAUCAAAAAUGCUCUGAGUCAUACAAAAUACAAUGAAUAGUUUAUUGACAUCAUUUCUUAGUGUUUACAGAGAGAACCAAAAUAGAGGCCUGAUAUCUAAUAGAUAUACUCAAUUAUUAAUCCAUUAUAUUUAGAUACAAAAAUAUAGACACGAUAAACUUUACCUCAUGAUUCUUCAACAUAGUAAAUUUAAUAACCGGUCAGAUACUAAAGUAACCCUUCAAGUAAUGCAAUGACUGAAUCUAAUUUUCCAACACCAAAUCAACAGAUGUCUUCAGAUUUUAUAUACUAGUCUAAUUUUGAUGAUCCUUAAUAAUAACAGCCAUUUCAACAUUAUCAACAGUCUCUCGGCCAACAAUAGAUUCCAUUACCACAAUAGAUUAUAUUUCAAUAAUAGAAUAAUUAUCAAUAAUAGUAACCUAAUAAUUAGUUUACUUAGUCACCAUUUUAAGAUUUUUCUGCAAGCACAGGAAGAGUUAUUAAAUUUAGUUCAUAAGAAUAGAAUCAUCCUAAUAACAAUAAUUAGGAUUAAUAGUAAAUGUAUUAUAUUUAAAAUCCUUAAAACUAUGGAAAUUAAUUCAAUAACAACAACAACAACAACUACAACAACUAAAACAACUAUAAUUAAUUUCAAAGUAAUUAUGCGUAUUAGAAUAACUAAGGCAAUCAAUUCUAAAAUUUCAGUAAUUAAGAAUCACCGACUUAAGUUUCUCCUACUUAAAAACAAGCCUCUACUCCAAAAUAGAAUCAAAUUUAUGUAAAUCCUAAAAUAAAAGUUAUAUCCAUGUAUUAGUUUUCAAUAUAUUUUAGUAACUCUCCUACCCAAGAUUAGAAUAAUUAAAGUCCAGAUCAGUAAACUCCUCAAUGAAAAAAAAAUGAUUGUGUACAAUAAUUAAAUGUUAUAAAUUAAC
Paramecium octaurelia is the source of this 2488-nucleotide messenger RNA. The record is from the annotation of a GenBank genome assembly. Lineage: Eukaryota; Ciliophora; Oligohymenophorea; Peniculida; Parameciidae.